CACUUGAUCGAUCUUUAGCAUAUCAAUGUUAUUUGAUGUGCUGGAACCAAAGCAUAGUUAUACCGCUUUGGAAUUUAAAAGAUGAAGUGGCAGAAAAUGAUAAUAUUCUUACUUGGGUAGAUAGUGUUAAUGUCCUAACAAAGCUUCUAUACGAUCGGGAAAAGAAUGAAAAAAAGCCAGCAAUUUACAGUUUCAAACAGAUGCGCAGUGAGAUAAUAUCUAAGGAUUUUCGGCUAAGUAGUUUUUUUGAUUCAAUUUAUAAUGCAUCUUUUCCUAAAGAAAGAAGUAAUAAGGAUUUAGAUAAGCUAGAUAAAAAAUUAGCAGUAGAGUGUUAUAUUAUUUGCGGUAACCGAAAUUCUAAACUAACCACAUUUAAAAAAGAUGUGUCUCUUUUUGUAGAUUUAAUGGGGGUUUCCAUGGAAGCUAUAGAUGCCUUAUCGCAUGCCGGUAUAACAAUUUCACGAAGACAUCUAGAUAGAGAAAAGAUAGCCAUCGCUGAUAAUCAUUCACAUAGAAUCGCACCAAAUGGUAUAUCAGUUCACAAUCUAAAUUUAGUUGAUUUUAACCUUAUUUGCAAUUUUUUAGACACCUACUAUAUGAGACGAAUGUCUAAAACGUUUAAUGACCAGUUUUAUCGUGAGGUACCUUUGGACAAGAAACUUGAGAAUAUGACUCUUCACAAAUACGAUUCUCGUAUACAAGAACGGCAGGAAAAGCGCAAAAUGAAAGAUACGAUUCUCUUAGAUUUUUUUGAACUUAGUCUUAAAAACAUGGAUUCGUAUAUUAAUGCUUUGCGAGAA
This is a messenger RNA of Racocetra persica, 800 nucleotides long. The record is from the annotation of a GenBank genome assembly. NCBI's taxonomy places the organism in Eukaryota, Fungi, Glomeromycota, Glomeromycetes, Diversisporales, Gigasporaceae.